Molecule: messenger RNA, 1364 nt
Organism: Pomacea canaliculata
Lineage: Eukaryota; Metazoa; Mollusca; Gastropoda; Architaenioglossa; Ampullariidae
Product: glyoxylate reductase/hydroxypyruvate reductase-like
Exons: 4
Coding region: 60-1094 (344 amino acids)
Cellular component (GO): cytosol
Molecular function (GO): hydroxypyruvate reductase [NAD(P)H] activity; glyoxylate reductase (NADPH) activity; NAD binding
Source: RefSeq, a predicted model, not a curated record
AGUAGGCAUCGUUAUUAACAUACCAGUUUAGCUACUGUGGCCAUAAAGAGUCCUCAACAAUGGACGAUAACUACAGCAUCAAGCCCGUCGUCUUCAUCACGUCACCAUUUGAGGCAGAGGAAAUAAGACGACUGGAAGCUACCUGUGACGUGCGCUGGCUACCUGGGGCUCCACACCCCCUCCCCAGGGAUGUCUUACUGAAGAACGUGCGUGACGUGCAUGGACUCAUUAUCUGGACUCAGGACCGAGUGGACGCUGAACUACUGGACGCUGCAGGGCCACAGUUAAGGGUUAUCGGCACUGUAUCGGUGGGGCUUGACCAUAUUGACUUAAAAGAAUGUCAACGAAGAGGAGUGUCUGUGGGAUAUACCCCGGGUGUGCUGACAGCAGCUGUGGCUGAACUAACUGUGACCUUACUACUCAUGACUAUUCGAAAUAUACAGCAAGCUUUGCAUGGGGUGCGUUCUGGAUCCUGGUUUGUGCAAGGAGACCUCUCCAUGGAUCUGAUGGGAGGCGAGGUCAGCGGCAGUGUGGUGGGCAUCGUGGGGUUGGGUAGCAUCGGUCUGGCGGUGGCCACCCGCCUGAAGGCGUUUCAGCCCGCGCGUAUCAUCUACUGCAGCAGCAGCAACACGCCUAAGGCCGGCGCCAGUCUGGUCAGUGCCGUACACAGAACUAGUCCUACUUUGGGUAAAGAAGCUGGACAAUAUGGAUCGGAAAAAUCAGUGAGUCAGUCUGACAUUGUGAUCGCCACGUGCUCUAUGAACCGUGAUAGCAAUAAUAAUCUGUUCAAUGCGGCUGCCUUCGCAAGCAUGCGGUCUUCAUCGGUUUUCAUCAACGUCAGCCGAGGUGCCCUUGUGGACCAGGAGGCUCUGGUAUCAGCCCUGUCCUCCGGUCAGAUCGCGGCAGCUGGCGUGGACGUGACCAGCCCGGAGCCCCUGCCUCCCGAUCACCCGAUGCUACAGCUGCCCAACCUCACUGUCCUGCCUCACCUGGGCUGGGCCACGCGACGUGCUUGCAUGUCUACGUGUCACGUGACUGUAGAUAAUAUCCUGGCCGGCCUUCAAGGCCAUCCACUACCCUCGCCAGUACCUUAAAGACCAAACCAAGCAAAGGCUCAUGUACCUUUGAAAUAACUUACCUGUUCCUUGGCAAGAAUUUAACUGCGACAGUCAGUCAACAUAUGUGUAUAUGUUAUACAAACUUAAAUGCUAUUAGAAACUUCCUAACAACAGAAAGCGUAGAGUUAAAUAUUCUUGGUUGAAUGAAUGUUUCUCAUUUCUAAAGAAAAGUAGGCAUUUUUCUGAAAGUUGAGUUGGGUUAGGGUUAGGGUUAUGUUCUUGUCAAUAAACUCCUGUAAUAAAUUG